This is a messenger RNA of Vanderwaltozyma polyspora DSM 70294, 3894 nucleotides long. It is a transcript of the gene PSK1, whose product is annotated as serine/threonine protein kinase PSK1. Gene Ontology annotation, cellular component: cytosol; nucleus; cytoplasm. Gene Ontology annotation, molecular function: ATP binding; protein serine/threonine kinase activity. The record is from RefSeq and is a predicted model, not a curated record. The transcript has a single exon. NCBI's taxonomy places the organism in Eukaryota, Fungi, Ascomycota, Saccharomycetes, Saccharomycetales, Saccharomycetaceae. Bases 1 to 3894 code for a protein of 1297 amino acids. Gene Ontology annotation, biological process: intracellular signal transduction; negative regulation of glycogen biosynthetic process; protein phosphorylation.
AUGCCAUAUAUUGGUUCGUCUUCUAGUUCACAGCAUUCUUUCGAUAAUUUGAAAGAAAAGCAUUCCAUCACAAAACAUGGUGCAUCUACAUCUUCUUCGAGAUUGAGUAUAUCACAUAGUAACGAUACAAAUAAUACGAAUACGACUACGAAUAAUAAUAAUAAUAACAAAUCCAAUACGAAUACAAAUAAUAAUGUUAACACUAACAGCACCAAUGAUAAUGAUAAUGAUAAUGACAAUAAGAAUAUGAUUACAAAUGAUAAUUCGAAAAUAAGUUGCAGCGAGUCUGACUCGCAAAGUAUAUCAUCUUCGACCAACACAAAUGAGCUUCAUCAACCUCCAAGCGUGUCAAUUAAUAGCUCGAGGUCCCUAUCCAUAAGUUCCAUGUCUUCUACAACAGAUAUAGACUCUGCGGAACUUAUCUCGUUGCCAAAUGAGUCGACUCAUGUUUAUUCUUAUAACCCACUAUCUCCAAACUCAUUGGCCGUUAGAUUGAAAAUUUUGAAACGUUCCUUGGAGAUCAUGAUAGGAAAUCCAGACAUGUUGAAGGAUCCUUCCGAUGGUUCUCUAAAACAUGCAAGACAUCUAAGUCAGGCUAUUGCCGAAAAUGCUGCAUUUUCAAGAGAUAGAUUCGAUUCACCUGGUCUCUCAGGUCAAUCUUCAACAAAGUUUAAUAAUUUUCAACAAACUAAAUGGAGUGCUCAUUCUGCAGCAUUGAAAGCCUUUGUCACAAACAGUGCAACAUCUUCCGCAAUUCAUAGUCCAACCAGAUCAAGCACACAGUUAUCCAAUAUUUCAAAUAUUUCAAAUUUACAAAGGGCUACUUCAUUGGUUUUUUUACCUGAUAAAUUAAAAGGUAUCAACAGCGGUUCUCAUAGUGACUCAAUAAAAACGUUUAGGCGAAUUUCAGAUGCUCAUUCUCAUAAUACUUUGGUCGAAAAUAAAGAAAGCUUUUAUAAAAAUAUUUCAGCUAGCCACUCAAAUGAGAUUGUCAAUUCGCGUAUGUCAGAUUUGGAAAAACUAUUAGAUCUAUUGAAUGAAACACUGGAAAAUAAUACUUCUGCAAAAGCCUCCGACUUGCACAUGAUCUCCUUAUUGAACAUUGAUAAAUUAAACAUAGGUAAUGAAUUAUCAGAUUCUCAAGGCCUAUCAAGAACUUUAUUAGAUAGUUUAGCUGAGCCAUUUUUUGAACACCAAAACGUAAACGAUGAAAGAAGUGUUGACGAUGAAAAAGAAUUACAAGAAGAAAUGCAUGAAUUCGUAGGCCAAGAUGAUUUAUCUUUCAAUAACCUACGACCUCAACAGGAUUAUGGUCGUUUAUUGCAUACUUUUACAUCAGUAAAAAAUUCAGCACCACAUGCUAUUUUCACUUGUACACAACAAUUCCCAUGGCAAUUCAAAGCUGCUAACGAUUUGGCAUGUUUAACUUUCGGUAUAUCCAAAAAUGCAUUGAGAGCUCUGACUCUGUUAGAUUUAAUUCAUUCCGAUAAUAGAAAUUUUGUUUUAAAUAAGAUUAUGACCAGUGAAGGAAAAGAAAUCGUAUUCUCUGGUGAAAUUGUUGCAAUUGCACAACCAGGUAAUAAUAAUUCUUCCAAUCUAAUAUGGGCUUCAUUCUGGGCUAAAAGGAAAAAUGGUCUUUUAGUCUGUGUUUUUGAAAAGGUCCCUUGCGAUUAUAUGGAUAUCAAAUUGAGUCUAGAGGAUUUUUCUGUUGAUGAUAUUAUAAAUGAGCAUGGUUUAUUUAAUGAAAAUAUCCAUUCUGGUAGUACUAAGAGUAUGUCAGAUGAAGCGAUUGAUUUAGACUCUCAGUCAACUAUUUCUAGUACUACUACAAAAGAAAACAAGAAGAAAUCAGUGAAGUUCGCAAAUGAGAUACAUGAUAUAUCUACUAUUAGUCGAUCUUUAGCAGAUGUUAUUCAACAGAUUGUUGAUGGUAAGCUCGUAGCUAAAGAUGAUAGCUUAUACCCAGUAUCAAUUAGAGUGUCUAAUCAUUUGAAUGAAAUUAGAUAUUUUACUUUGAAUCAUUUAUCAUACAAUAUACCAUGUGCAGUAUCUGCAUCUAUUCUGGAAAAUGAACUGAAAUUAAAAAUUCACAGUUUGCCAUAUGAGGCUGGUUUAUUUAUCAUUGAUUCCAACAAACUACAAUUGAUUAGUUUUAAUAAGUCAAUUUCCAAAAAUUUAUUUGGUAUUCAUUUCAAUGAAUUAGUAGGGAAACCGAUCACUGACAUUAUACCGUCUUUUGCAGAUAUUAUUAAAUUUAUUAGCGUGAGGUAUCCUGCAUUAGAUAUAACCCACCGUAAAAAUAAAGGUCUAGUUCUUACUGAACAUUUCUUUAGAAAGAUUCAAGCAGAAAUGAAUGGUGACGCCGAAGAUUUUUACACUUCAGUAGGUAUUGAUGCUCUUCAUAGAGACGGAUGUUUUAUUAAAAUUGAUUUCCAAUUGAGAGUUGUUAAUUCCAAUAUUGCAUUUUUAUGGAUAACACAUUCCAGAGAUGUUGUGAUAAAGGAUUACACUUCAACACCAUCACAACUUCAUAUGUUAAAAGAAACUGAAGUGGCAUUUGUUAGUAGUGGUAAUAGUUCAGCAACUUCUUCUAAGAGAUCAUCUUCUAAAAUAUCAGUCUCAUCUCUACCAGAAAUGACUCAGUUAAGUAUAGAUGAAAGUUUAUUAUCAAACAGUCAUAGUCAUAGUCAAACACCAAUAAAGGAGACCAAAAAUACUCUUGACAGCAGUAAAAGUGAAGCAAGAGAUGAAAUCAAAAAAAUUUUGAAAAUUGAUAAUGGUAUUGAUUUGAACGAUAAGGAAUUACAAGAAAAAUUGGAAUUGGCAAAAGUUUAUGUCAAGGAUAAAUCUCAAUUUGUAAAAGAAGGUAACUUCAGAGUUGAUGGAAGUUUGAUAAUGAGUAUGGCAUCGUCACCAAAGAGUUCAAAAUCGAACACAUCAUUGGUGACACUGGAUGAUUCUAAUAAGGUAUCAUCAUCCGAAAGUUUAUCAAAGGAAAAUAUCGGUGAUUCAUCAGGUAUACUUUCGUCGACUGAAGGAAAGACUACAUUUUUAUAUACACCUGAGCAACAAAUUGGUGCUCAGAAAAGAACUAAAAAAAUAUCGGACUUUGUUAUUUUACAAAAAAUGGGUGAAGGUGCAUAUGGUAAAGUAAAUCUAUGUUUGCAUAAGAAGAAGAAAUAUAUUGUUGUCAUUAAAAUGAUUUUCAAGGAAAGGAUUUUAGUAGACACUUGGGUCAGAGAUAGACAGUUGGGUACCAUUCUUUCUGAGAUUCAAAUUAUGUCAACUUUAAAUAAACACCCGCAUGAUAAUAUUCUAAGGUUAUUAGAUUUUUUUGAAGAUGAUGACUAUUAUUAUAUUGAAACACCUAUGCAUGGGGAGACAGGAUGUAUUGAUUUAUUUGACCUGAUUGAAUUUAAGACGAAUAUGAGUGAAGUUGAAACGAAAUUGAUAUUUAUGCAAGUAGUAUCCAGUAUUAAAUUUUUACAUGAUCAAGGUAUUGUUCAUAGAGAUAUCAAAGAUGAAAAUGUUAUUGUUGAUUCUCAAGGUUUUAUCAAAUUAAUUGAUUUUGGAUCUGCUGCAUAUGUUAAAAGUGGUCCAUUUGAUGUUUUCGUUGGUACAAUCGACUAUGCUGCUCCUGAAGUACUAGGAGGUGAGCCAUAUGUCGGUAAGCCACAGGAUAUAUGGGCGAUUGGUAUUUUAUUAUACACGAUAAUAUUUAAAGAGAAUCCAUUUUACAAUAUUGAUGAGAUUCUUGAAGCAGAACUCAAAUUCAACACUUCUACCGGGGCCUGUGAGGACUGUGUCGAUCUAAUCAAGAGAAUACUGACAAGAAAUCCGACAAAGAGACCCACGAUUGACGAAAUCUACAAUGACAAAUGGUUACAAUUCUAA